Messenger RNA from Caenorhabditis elegans, 1689 nucleotides. RefSeq names its product Ubiquitin carboxyl-terminal hydrolase 14 (gene usp-14). The transcript has 4 exons. The coding region runs from base 7 to 1476 and encodes 489 amino acids. NCBI's taxonomy places the organism in Eukaryota, Metazoa, Nematoda, Chromadorea, Rhabditida, Rhabditidae. Gene Ontology annotation, biological process: proteasome-mediated ubiquitin-dependent protein catabolic process; protein deubiquitination. Gene Ontology annotation, molecular function: cysteine-type deubiquitinase activity. The record is from RefSeq and is marked reviewed.
GAAAUAAUGCCUAUUGUCAAUGUUAAAUGGCAAAAGGAGAAAUAUGUUGUGGAAGUCGACACCUCAGCACCUCCGAUGGUGUUCAAAGCGCAACUUUUCGCUUUAACACAGGUGGUACCUGAACGGCAGAAGGUAGUGAUUAUGGGACGCACACUGGGCGAUGAUGACUGGGAAGGAAUCACUAUCAAGGAGAAUAUGACGAUUAUGAUGAUGGGAUCUGUUGGUGAAAUUCCGAAGCCUCCCACUGUGCUCGAAAAGAAACAAGCAAACCGGGAUAAACAAGCCGAAGAGAUUUCAGCGCUCUAUCCAUGUGGGCUCGCUAAUCUCGGAAACACGUGUUAUUUCAACUCGUGUGUGCAAAUGCUCAAAGAAGUCAACGAGCUGGUUCUGAAGCCUGCCGAGGAGAUGAGAAUCCGUGAGCAUAAUGAUCGUCUGUGCCAUAAUCUUGCUACACUCUUCAAUAGUCUUCGCGAUAAGGAUAGAGCUCUUCGCAGCAAGGGAGAGCCGAUCAAGCCGUUCGCAGCGAUUCUUACUCUCUCCGACAGUUUUCCUCAAUUCGAAAAGUUCAAACAACAGGAUGCCAACGAAUGUCUCGUAUCGAUCAUGAGCAACGUCACGAGAAUUUAUGGAUUGUCCGGGUGGAAUAUUGAAUCACUUUUCCGAAUCCAGACAGAGACCACGAUGAAGUGUCUGGAAAGUGACGAAGUUUCUGAGAAAAAAGUGGAGCGGAACAAUCAGUUGACUUGCUAUGUGAAUCAAGACGUUCGAUUUUUGCAAACUGGAAUUAAAGCUGGAUUUGAAGAGGAAAUGACGAGAAAUAGUGAAGAACUUAAUAGAGAUGCGAAAUGGCAGAAAAAUACUCAAAUCUCGCGUCUUCCAAAAUACCUCACUGUGAAUAUCAAUCGAUUCUUCUACAAGGAAAGCACCAAGACCAACGCGAAAAUUCUGAAAUCCGUCCAAUUCCCCAUGCAAUUAGACACCUAUGACUUGUGCAGUCAGGAACUCAAGGAUAAACUUGUUGCUCGACGAGCUGAUAUCAAAUUGGAGGAGGAUGCGAAGCUGGAGCGAGAGCUGAGGAAGAAGGUGUUGGACAAAGAGCAAGGCGAUAAGAUUUUCGAUGAUGGAGUUGCUCUGCCUACCGCUUUCGAAGAUGAUGCAGGAUCGAACAACUCUGGAUUUUAUGAUCUCAAGGGAAUCAUCACCCACAAAGGCCGAUCCUCUCAAGAUGGUCACUACGUCGCCUGGAUGCGAUCAUCUGAAGACGGCAAGUGGCGUCUUUUUGACGAUGAGCAUGUCACUGUUGUCGACGAGGAAGCCAUUCUGAAAACGUCUGGAGGUGGUGAUUGGCACAGUGCCUACGUUCUUCUCUACGAGGCCCGUGUCAUCAAGCAAUUCCCUGAACUUCCACCAGCACCAGUACCGACUGAAGUUGCCGCUGAUACUGCUGAGCCAAUGGAAGUAUCGGAGAAGCAAUAAGACUCAUAUUGUGCCUCAUUUUUUCCGGUUAUUCUCCGAAUUUUCCCUUUUCGAAAAAUUAUUUAUUCCUGUUUUCAGUAAUUUUAUCCUAAUUUUCAGACCCAAUUCAAGUUAUUUGUAUACCUUCCCCGUUCUUUUUUCUUCGUUCCACUGGAAAAUGUCUGUAUUUGAUCGAAUGUGAUUAUUAUUGAUAAGUAAAUCAUCAUCACGCCC